Molecule: messenger RNA, 7775 nt
Organism: Clarias gariepinus (North African catfish)
Lineage: Eukaryota; Metazoa; Chordata; Actinopteri; Siluriformes; Clariidae
Gene: trim71
Product: tripartite motif containing 71, E3 ubiquitin protein ligase
Exons: 5
Coding region: 871-3294 (807 amino acids)
Biological process (GO): protein polyubiquitination; proteasome-mediated ubiquitin-dependent protein catabolic process
Molecular function (GO): zinc ion binding; protein binding; ubiquitin protein ligase activity
Source: RefSeq, a predicted model, not a curated record
CGCUCGAUAAUGCUCUUUAAUUCAUGUAACGCGGACAGAAAAUCAACCGGAAUGCGCGCAGAUUUGCACGGAGUCCACUGUGCUGAUUGUGGAGGAGCAGCAGGAAUGCGGAAGUGAGGUUCUCCGCCCGGGUUCUCCGCAGCGCGAAGCAAAUGGGCUGCGAUAUUCUUCAGUCGAGGAGUCACGGGAAACCUCUGGAAAAACACACACACUGCUCUGCGCCGUUUCAGUUCGCAACCACCGCACAGUAAGAAGAUCCCGCAAGGGGCUGGAGCUACAUGUGACAGACACACUUGUGUGAAUUAUUUAAUCUCUUAGCACCCCGCGUCACACGCCGACACGAACGACAUCCAGCAAAAAAAUAAUUACAAAUGGAGGCCUGGGAGUGAGCAUGCGUGUGCUGGGAAGCCAGGAGCUGCGCGCGCGGGCCGCAGUGGAGGCGACGCUGUGCUGAGCGAGCGGCCCGGAGAGCCAUGCGGCGCUGGGGGAGGAUCGGAGCAGGGAGCUCGCAGCGCACCUCACGUUUCGCAGAAACUUUAAUGCCCCACAGCGCAGGGCUCUAACAUGUCAACAGGCCAGGAGGUAAAAACUUAAGCCCACACUGUGUUAUGCGCUUUUACGCAAAGUCGCGACUUCUCUUGGUGCGUUAAGAGGCGUAACAGGCAGCUAAUUAGUUUUCAACUUUGCCAAUUUGAAGUUUAAUUGGCGUGAGAUAAAUCUACAAGUUAUAAGGCUGACGUCUUAAACAUUAUCUCGUUAUUAAUUCCACGGAAGGUAGACUGGUGUGUGAUCUGCGAUGAUCUGAUUUACGCCGGGGCCAAACCGCACAUGACCUGCCUGACUUUACACUGAUCUCCUUCUGGCCCCGAAAUGGCAUCGUUCCCCGAUUCCGACGUGCAGACGUGUCCGCUGUGUAAGGAGCUGUGUGGCUCCUCUGCUCCGAUCUCCUCCAGUUCAUCUACCUCCUCCUCGUCAUCGCAGACCUCCAACUCGUCUACUACCUCGUCCACACGAAGACUGCACGUCCUGCCGUGCCUGCACGCCUUCUGCAGGACGUGCCUGGAGAGCCUGAGGAGCAACGGAGACCCGCUCAAGCUCCGCUGCCCCACUUGCGACCAAAAAGUACCCAUGUCCGAGUCAGGUGUGGAUGCGCUGCCCUCGACCAACUUCCUGUUCAGCAACCUGCUGGACGUGGUGGUGUCCGCCGAGGAUCAGGGCAGCUGCUUAGGGACCGGGGGGCUCCUUCGUGCUCAGCACGCGCUCUCGGAGCCGCAGUGCAGCUCGUGCGAUGAAGGAAACGCCGCGAGCUCGCACUGCCUCGACUGUCAGGAGUACCUGUGCGACAACUGCGUGCGCGCGCACCAGCGCGUCCGUCUCACCAAAGACCACUUCAUCGAGAGCCUGGCGGAGAAACUGCACGUGCCGGCGCGCACCGGGGGCCACGGAACGCCGCUCAGCCUCUCCCAGGCGUUUCACAACUUCUCACUGCUUCCGGUUUUCCAGGACCGAAUGGACUACUGUCAGCAGCAUGACAACGCGGUGCUGCGUUUUUUCUGUGAGAGUUGCUCUGUGCCGAUCUGCAGGGAGUGCAGUAUCGGGAGACAUGUGGGCCACAGUGUGUCUUACCUGCAGGACGUACUGCAUGACUCCAGAGCACUCACCAUUCAGCUCCUCGCAGACGCACAGCAGGGACGACAGGCUGUGCAGCUAAGCAUUGAGAAAGUGCAAGCCAUCGCUGAGCAGGUGGAACUGAAGGCCAAGGUGGUGCAGUCAGAGGUGAAGACCACCACGCUGCGUCACAAGAAGGCCCUGGAGGAGCGCGAGUGUGAGCUGCUUUGGAAGUUGGAAAAGAUCCGCCAGGUGAAGGCCAAGUCCCUGUACCUUCAGGUAGAGAAGCUUCACCAGAACCUCACUAAGUUGGACAGCACCAUCGCCACAGUGACAAAGGUGCUGGAGGAAGGUCGCAACAUAGAUAUCUUACUAGCGCGUGAGCACAUGCUAAAUCAGCUGCAGGAGCUCAAGGCACUGCGCUGCAUUCUGCAGCCACAGGAGGAUGACCGCAUCAUGUUCACCCCUCCGGACCAGGCACUUCUGAUUGCCAUCCAGUCCAUGGGUCUGAUAAGCAGUGGAGCCUUCGCAUCAGCCACUAAAGCCCAUGGGGAAGGUCUCAAGAGAGCUCUGCAGGGAAAAUUAGCUUCUUUUACUGUAGUGGCAUAUGACCAUGACGGAGAACCACGAUUGUCUGGUGGAGAUGGUGUAUCAGUAGUACUGAUGAGUCCAGAGGGAACCCUCUCUAGUGCGGAUGUGUCUGACCACCAAGAUGGCACCUACACGGUUAGCUACCUGCCCAAGUCUGAGGGGGAGCAUCUUCUUUCUGUGCUUAUUUGCAACCAGCACAUUGAGGGAAGUCCCUUCAAAGUCAUGGUCAAAUCUGGCCGCAGCUAUGGAGGUAUCGGGCUGCCUGUUGCAUCCUUCGGUGGAGAGGGUGAUGGUGAUGGACAGCUGUGCCGACCCUGGGGCAUUUGUGUUGAUAAGGAAGGGUAUGUGAUCGUGGCUGACCGAAGCAACAAUCGCAUACAAAUCUUCAAGCCAUGUGGCACUUUUCAUCACAAGUUCGGCACUUUGGGCUCAAGACCUGGCCAGUUUGACCGACCUGCCGGGGUUGCCUGUGACAGCCAGAGAAGAAUCAUUGUGGCUGAUAAGGACAAUCACCGCAUUCAAAUCUUUACUUUUGAUGGCCAAUUCCUCCUCAAGUUUGGUGAAAAGGGAACUAAAAAUGGGCAGUUCAACUACCCUUGGGAUGUAGCUGUCAAUUCAGAAGGAAAGAUUCUAGUCUCAGACACGCGCAACCACCGAGUACAGCUGUUCGGCCCUGAUGGGGUUUUUAUCAACAAGUAUGGUUUCGAAGGUGCCCUCUGGAAGCAUUUCGACUCACCUCGAGGAGUCGCCUUCAACCAAGAAGGUCACCUAGUGGUGACUGAUUUCAACAAUCAUCGCCUGCUUGUCAUCAGGCCAGACUGCCAGUCUGCUCGCUUUCUUGGCUCUGAGGGUACAGGCAAUGGGCAGUUUUUGCGUCCGCAGGGCGUAGCCGUGGACCAGGAGGAUCGCAUUAUUGUGGCUGACUCCCGUAACCAUCGGAUUCAGGUGUUUGAACCCAAUGGCAACUUCUUAUGCAAGUUUGGGACUCAGGGUAGUGGCUUCGGGCAGAUGGAUCGCCCAUCAGGUAUAGCCGUUACCCCUGACGGAAUGAUUGUAGCCGUUGACUUUGGAAACAAUCGAAUCCUCUUUUUUUGAGCUGGUGUUCAAGAUUAGAACUAUAUAGUGGCUAAGGAGGGAAAAAUUAGGUACAUCGUUAUCAGGAGCAAACGUCUGAAUGUCGAAAAUGUGGCAGUAAUGUGUAGAUUCUUUUGUACUCAUCUAUAUCUAUUUAUCCUGAUUGUAGUAUGAUUUGCGCUGCUGGCGGAAGUGUUCAUCUCGUGCACACGCCAUUUAUCAAAGAGAAGGAGUAGAGCAAAAAGACUGGCUGCUGAUAGUGUUGCUAUUUUGCUCUUGAUCUAAGUCUCGAAAUCUUUUUGUUUGAUUUUUUCUCAGGGAAUUUCCAGCAUUCUUGAAACAUUUUUCUCUCUGCAUUAUACCUACCUCAUCUAGCUUGUGUAUGAAUGUAUUCUCUUGUGUGUGCAGCGUCUGUGAAGUUUUAUAAAGACGUCUACCUCAGUGCUUUUUUUUUUUUUUUUUUUUGAGGGGGGCGGGGUCAGAGAACAUAACAUUAGAAAUGAAGCAAUGUUUGGUUGAUAUUUGCACAGUUCGCACAAAUUUCUUCUGAUUGUUACUGUGCACAUAACACAGAUAGGACCCUGUUUUUUGGAGUCCUACCUGUCAGAAUGUUUGAUUAGAGUGAUGCAGUAGACCAGGGCUGGAUGUCAGCAAGAAAUAUUUGGAUAAUGUUUGGAUAAAUCUACUGUUUUGUGCUAUGUUUUUAAUCAGUUUUCAUUUAUUGUACCUCAUCUAAACUUCUUACCUCAUAACCUAAAUGUACCUCUGUGUACAAAUGCCUCAUUGUACAUACCUCACUUCGUGUUGAUUUCCUGUAAAGAUAUGUAAGUCUCCCAAAAUGCAUAAUGGGAUGGCUAGUAAGGCUUUUUUUCUGAAUUACUGGUAGGUCUGUUAAUGUAGAUUCAAGCCCAGAGUUUGAGCAAUGCAGGGAACUAAUUGCUCCCUUUCCUUAAAAAAAAUUUUAUAGAAGAAAAAAAAGAAAAAGGGCAAAAUAGUUCUGUGAAGAUUUAAAUAUUAUUUGGGACCUAGGAUUUGAAUAAUCUUAUUUUGGUUAUUUCUGUAUGUCUUUUUCCCCCCCUCAUCAUCUAGCACCAUUUAAGAUGAAGUGAUUAUCAGAAUAAUUGGUUGGCACAUUAGUGCGCUGACUGCCUUUUGCUGCAAGCUUGGAUGUAAUCCAAACCUUAUAGGAUGACUUUGAUAAAAAAGAAAGAAAGAAAGAAAAGUACUUUCUGAAUGUCUAAAAUCUAUUUAUUGGCCAAAAGUUGAGCUCUAAAAUUAAGAGCUGAUUUAGAUCUCCUGAAAGACCAUUUGCUCAGUUAGUGGAACACAGUUUGACAACAUGAUUAAUCAGCUGAGUGUGGUCUAAAAUAAGAGAUAUGUUUUUUGUUUAUUUGUGGGGGAAACCACUUUAAUGAUGUAAUGGUUGCCUGCUCACGGUGGUGUAGUGGUCAGCACUGUCGCCUUGCACCUCCAGGGUCCGGGUUUGAUUCCCGGCCAGGCUUAAUUCCCGUCUCUCUGUUCAUGGAGUUUGCAUGUUCUCCCCGUGCUUGGUGGGAUUCCACUGGGUACUCCAGUUUCCUCCCACAGUCCAAAGAUAUGCAGGUUAGGCUAAUUGGUGUUCUCAAAUUGCCCGUAGUCUGUAAAUGAGUGUGUGUGUGUAUGUGUGUGUGUGUCCUGAGAUAGAUUGGCACCCUUUCCAGGUUGUACCCUGCCUCGUGCCCUAAGCCUCCUGGGAUAGGCUCCAGGUCCCCGCGACCCUGAAUACAGGAUAAGGCGGUAUAGAAGAUGAGUGAGUGAGUGGUUGUUUGCUUCUCCUGUAUGUUAUCAAAAAGAAAGCAAUUGAAAGCAACAAAAAAAAGAUCAGCACUGACAUCCUGACAUGUUUAGCGUUUAUUAAACUGCAGUCUACAGAAAUCAUGUAAUGAAAACCCAUCUGAAACUAUGGUGAAAGUUUCGUUACAAGCCAGUGAAGAAUAAACAUUCUAGUACCGUAUCUACCAUAUCCUGGACAUAUUACCUUUCCAGGGCCUGAAUCCCAAAGCCGUUGUGUCAGGUGUUGAUCUGGAUGGGCAUUUUCUUUUAAGCUGCUCCUGCAGAUUAAAUUUAUGAGAGCUCUUUUUUUUUUUCUAAAUAUUUUACAUGUCUCGUGUAAAGACGAGUACAUUCACUAGAUAAAUGUUAUGUGGCUUUAAUUUAAUGUUACAGAGGCUCAGUGUGUGCAUUCCUUUUUACAGCAGAACAUUCUUAUUCAAACCGUAACACAACAAAAAAAGCACAGCAGCAUUUUAAAAAACACCUGGUCCCUCAUAAUAUGGUGUUAAACUGUUAGUAUUUUCUAUCUGUUUGCUCAGUCAGAUUUGUCUGCAGCCCAGGAGUCUACUCCUUGCCAAAUAUUAACCAUUGGAAAUGGUCAAGUGCCAAAACAAAGUGUGUCUGGGACACUGGCUCUUAAGCUGCUCUUCAGAUUGGUUUUCUAUCGAAUCAGAUCCUUAAUGCAACUUCAACUCUACAGACCACCAUUUAAACUGUAGAACUUAAAUAUGUAUUUCACCGACGUCAAAGUCUAACGUUAGCUGUACUGUUGUAUAUGAAGGGCCAUGUAUAGAAAGCAUCAUGAACCUAUUUGUGCAUUGGUCCAAAUGCAGUGAGAUCACUUUAAAACCUGAUACCAAAGUCACUGGAUGAAUUUCGGCCAGUGGCAAGUUACCAAAAAACAAGAAACAUAAAAUAAAUAAAUAAAAUCCUAUAGUCAGGUGCGAGGCCUGUUGUGGAACAUGGACAAUGUGAGCAUUGAGCAGUAAUGGGAGAAUUUGCUGCUUCAAAAUAUCACACUAAUUUCAGUAUUAAUAUAAACUGUUUUGAUUUGUGUUUGACGUUUAGCUGCAGCUCUGUCCCCAGAGAACCAAAGAAAUCUCUAUAAGAGAACAUUUGCAUGCUUUAAAAGCCCUUUGUAGGUAAUUUUAUUUGAAAUGAGGUGAUGAAGAAGCAGACACUUAUUAUUAUAUACCAAAAAAAAAAGUUCCUAUGUUUUGGUGGACAUCUUUGACUGCAAGUUUUUGAUUAGUUUUUGAUGGAUAGCUUUACAGAGCAAGGUACUUGAUUGUGCGUGAGUGUGUGAGAGCGAGAUAGUGAGAGACACUAGAAGAAAGGUUUAAAUUCAUAUGCCUUAACACUGCUGCAUUGUAUUUCAACUUUACUUUCCUCUUUUGGAAUUUAAUCAAACUGGAAACUGCCAAAGAGUUUGCUCAAUUGCUUUUUUAUUUUGUUUUGUUUUUUUAUUUGCUUUUUUUUUUUUUUUUACUUUCCCUUCUUUAAUCCCUCACUGACAAUGUCCUUACAGGUUUGAUAUAACAUUUACACUGAGCUACACUAAAAUUAAAUGUGGGUAGCAAUGUCCCAGUAGAGUUGAAAAAAGCAUUUGUGUUGAUUUGUGCUUGAGGAAAACCUUUUCAGUCAUACCGAGGAGCCAUCGUGCGUAGAAGUGCAGGACUCCAAUGAGCAACCACACAGAACUUGACCAUCUAUCAUCCUAUUAUUGUAUCUUCUAUGUGUGUUGUUUUUUUAAAAAUGGAAAAUAAAGUUUAUAUUAGGAGGUUAGUUAAGCUUGUAUGGUGCCAGAACAAUGCAGUAAAUGGGGUGCACAUGUCUAUAACUUAUUAAUUAGACUCAAAUAUUGCCCUUCAGAAUGUCUAAUCACAGCAUACUGUCUCAUUUUUGGACUUCUGGUCUGUGUCUCUACGGGUUUCCCACCAGUUGUGGUGUAUUCCAGCUUUCGAUCUGUUUCCCAGUCUUGAACAAGCAGAAGGAAUGUGUAAACAGUUCAGAAGUGCAUGGUCUUUUUUUAUGAUUGUAUUAUCUACGAAGAAAAAAAAUCCCAAAAACUCAGGUAGCUUUAUAGAGAUUUGAAUCAAAGUCAAUAUUUGUUUCUUACAAGUGGAUAGUAAAUCCUUUGUUAGUACUCCAUAGGAUUUAGUAUCUAUUUUUUGUGUGUUCUUUUUUUGUAUUUAUCUACAAAAAUAUCUUUGCUGUGUUUAAAUUCCACAGGAUCCUUUACAACCAAAUUUUACUAUUAAUUGUUAGACCUGGAUUGUUGAAAAUAACAUUCAGAAAAAUAGUCUAGUUAAAUCAGUCAAAUGGCACUAAUGCAACAAUGUUGAGAUAUUUUUUGAUUAGUGUGAGAUUACAUUGCUUACUGUAUUGAUAAAAGAUGUAUUUGAGAUGUUCAAUAUAUUACAAAUUAUAACAUUUUCUUAAUGCCAAGAAUCCAACCAUUUAUACUUUAGUUUCCAUUAUGCUUUCAUUACAGUUUACUAGAUCUUUUAUUUCCCUGAUCGCACAUUUGGCUAUGAGACAAAUGAAAAGGGACAUGCGGAGAGAUUGCUGUGUAAACUCAGAUCUGGCAUCAGUUUUGUCCUUCAAAAUCAAAUUAUAAGGGUAGGAUCAAACUUGUUGUCUUUUAGGUGAAUGUAACAUUUAAUAUCCUCCAAGAGGUCUCUUCCCCC